Arabidopsis arenosa is the source of this 1252-nucleotide messenger RNA. NCBI's taxonomy places the organism in Eukaryota, Viridiplantae, Streptophyta, Magnoliopsida, Brassicales, Brassicaceae. The record is from the annotation of a GenBank genome assembly.
GAUGUUAGUUUCUACCAAGCCCCUCGCCCAUACCAGAGAAUGUUGUGGAGUCAAUGUUCGAAAAACUCCUUGAAGAUCAGCGACAGAUCUGCAACGAGGCCAGCAAAGUCUGGAUACCACUAGAUAAACGAGGCGAGAACAAUUGCAAUGCAGUUUCGGUUCAUGAAAGUGAAACUGCACAGAUCGAAGCCAUGUUUCGAACACUUCUGGAAGGUCAGCAACAACUCACAACGGACAUUACAAACAAGAUUGAUGCAGUGUCCUCAGAUCUAAAUGGGAAGAUUGAAGCGGUGUACAACCAUGUCAAGAAGCUUGAAGCUCGAAUUUCUCAGGUUGCUGCAUCUGUGCAAAACCACGCUGUGUGUCGAUCGACACCAACCAUCUGUGUCGAUCGACAGCACUCGGGGAAUCAGGCUGUAAAUAGAACCCAACCUUCUGUUCAACCAUCGACUAUUGAGAAGAGUGUCGAUCGACACACUCCUAUCAGUGUCGAUCGAAAUGACCCGAGAGCACAGCUGCCAUAUGUUGUGAUUCCACCAUCCGUGAAAUCCGACAUCUAUGCUCCUAAGGUACCAUAUCCUAGACCCAAAAGAUCUAAGCAGGAGAUUGAAGAUGAGAAGUGUGAAGCUAUGCUUGACAAGAUCAAGACCGAAAUUUCUACAAGUGACGACGAAGACACUUCAUCUACAAUGAAGCGUCUGGUCAAGCGAAUGGUCUUGAAUGGUCUUACUCCUGAGGAAGGAGCUUUGCUUACACGCGAUACCAGUGCGGUUUUCUCAGCUAAGGCACCUAAGAAGACGAAGGAGAAGAAAGAGAAGGUGAUUGUGUCAAAACAAUCUAGCGCGGUAAUUCAGAAAAAGCUUCCAAAAAAGUUACCUGAUCCAGGACGUUUUGUACUCGAUUGCUCUAUCUCUACACAGAGGUUUUCACAUUCUCUUUGUGAUCUUGGAUCCGUGACUUAUGACGACAUUACUGCUGGGUAUGUCGACAUGUUGAGUUCUAGUGAUCAAGCAUCAAGGCCUGAAGAUUCUAGUGAGCUGUGCUGUAGAGAACGUUCUGAUACUGAGAUUUCAGAAACACUUAGGCAGGGAAUUCAUGUGUGAAAACUUCAUCCAAUUCAUCAAUCAUGCAGAAAUUUGCCUCAGCCUCUGUCUGAUUUUGGACAGUGUGUCGAUCGACACACUCCAUUCCUGUCGUUCGACAGCACACGGGGUAACUAGUUCUAACUUAGCAAAAAAAUCCUCAAAUUUCA